AUGGAGUGCGUGAACGAGUACUUUGUGACGAUGAACGCCAGCAUACGGACGUUCCAAGAGCACGAAGUACGAGCCGCGCUCCGGUCCUAUUUCCAAGGCCAGCCUCCUGCCGAUCCAGGUUGGCGAAUGGCCGUGAACGCCAUCGUUGCACACACUCUCCGCAAGAGGAAUCGUAUGCGAAACAAGGAAGAGUACCAAAAGUACAUUCAUAAUGCCCUUGGGAUGGUCCCCAAUGUCAUUAUACGCACACCAACGCCCCUGACAAUAGGGGCACUGUUGUCGACAGUCCUCUACUUCAGCUUCACAUCUGAGAAUCAUGUCGCUUUGACACUUAUGGGUCUCACCGUGCAGCUCCUCUUGAUGGCGGGCUACCACCGUCCGGAGCCCGACCCGUCCUACGCAACCGCCGAGAGCUUGAACCCUGUGAAUCACCUCCACCGUCGCCGCCUCUUCUGGCAGGCCUAUAUCAUCGACCAUGACCUCAUGCUACGUAUCGGCAAGCCUCCGCUCAUCAGCGACGACUUUCUCCUCGACCUACCCGAGGAGCACCCGGCAGAUGGAUACAGCAUGUACUAUUACCCCAACGAUGUGACGCUCAACUUCUUCCUCCAGCAGGUCCGCCUCGCCCAGAUCCAGGGCCGUAUUGCCGGUGCGCUGUACCACCGUACCGGCGUCCCGCCCGCUGAGCUCGAGGCUGAGAUCCGCCGCCUCGACGCCGACCUGCAGGAGUGGCGCGAGAGCAUUCCCCCGAUGAUCCGCGCCGAAAACGUUGAAGCGCUGCUAGACGGCGACUAUCACAGGAUGGUGUGCUUGACAACGCUGCAUUUCACGUACUUCCAGCUCGUCGUGGCAAUCCACUCGGCUGCUUUCAGGUUGCCUCUGCUGGAGGACCAGGAGGGUACGGAGGCCGGCGAUAUAGGCCCGAGUCUUGCCCUGUGUGUGAGCGCGUCGCGUGCCGCCAUCUCACUCCUGAACUACCAUCAGAUUGAACACCCGUAUACACCGUAUCUGCUGUAUCAGAUUGCUUGGAGCGUAGACAUCCUCUUUGUCAACAUCCUCCAGAACAAGACCAACCCUCGCGCACGUCGCGACCUCGACCUCAUCCGCACCGUAAUCUCCUUCUUCGAGAAGUACGACCCAGAACACCAGUCUGUCGUGUCGUACCAUGUCAUUAAAGUUAUCGCGGACGUCGCCGCUUCCGUACUCGCAAACACCCCAACACUGCCGCCGCACAUGCUCCCCGUCUCGCGUGGACCCUCUGCUGCCUUCCAACAACCUCAGCAGCCUUCGCAGGAUAUUUCGAUGCCGGCAGGGGUACCCACGGAUGCCUUCUCUCCCCCGAUGGGAGGGCCCGGGUCGGCCCGUAGCGGCAGCAUCACCAGUGGUACUGCCGACGUCCUAGGUCCCAUGACGAGCCUCUCCAUGUCCGACGCGCAGCAGCAGCAACAGCAGCAGCAGCAAGGCUUCAUGAACCUCGGGGCGGGGCUGACGCAGCCUAAUGAGGGCCAGUUCUUCACCGGGUUCAUGGACAUAGCCGCCGACUGGCGGCUGCCGUUGGAUUACCAGCCGGAGCUGUGGCAGUAUGACAGUCUCUUGGAUAACCAAUUUCCCAACCAGAACUGA
Messenger RNA from Colletotrichum spaethianum, 1623 nucleotides. RefSeq names its product fusaridione A cluster transcription factor fsdR. Lineage: Eukaryota; Fungi; Ascomycota; Sordariomycetes; Glomerellales; Glomerellaceae. Bases 1 to 1623 code for a protein of 540 amino acids. The transcript has 4 exons. Gene Ontology annotation, biological process: DNA-templated transcription. Gene Ontology annotation, molecular function: zinc ion binding; DNA binding. The record is from RefSeq and is a predicted model, not a curated record.